AUGCUCCGAUCGGCGGUCAUUACGCGCUCCCAGCAGAUCAAGCAAGCUGUCGGGCGCCAGUUUGCGUCCGCCGCGGCAGCAGCUGCUGAAAGCGCGGGGAAGAGCAAGGUGAAGGCGAAGUCGACGGGAGGAAGCAGCGGCGGGAAGAAGAAAGCUUUGGAAGACCAAGGGAAGGCGGCCUCCAUUGUGGAGGCGGCGCUUCGUCAUGCUCAAGUAGAGCUGCCAAAUCUGGAUGAGGCGACUCAGGAGGAGGAGAAGCGGAUGGCGAAGGAGUACUCGAGGUUGAUGAUGCAGAAGCACCACCAGCAGAGAGGGGCCGAGUCAGCCAGGCUCAAGCUCAAGCUGGCCGCCAUCCAAGCCCUACCUGCUGGCAAGCUUAGAGAUGCCGCCAUGCUUCCAGAUUUCACUCCCUUCCCGUCCAAUCGGAUUGCACCAUCUCUGACACCUCCAAUCAAGGAGCUGCAAGAGGAAAGAGCAAGGACUAGCGACCAACAGGUUCCCUCAGACGCGCUCACGCCGCCUCGACUCACUUUCCCCAUGCUCCCCUUGCAGCGUUCCUCCUUGUUACGUCAACGUGUCGGCCGUGCCGCGGCGAUGGAUGGGAAUUGGACCACGCAGCGUCGCACCCGGCGGAGCGACCAUUCACGUGCGUGCACGACUCGCAUGUGGCGGCGCGCAGCAGAGAGCACACGCGCCGGCAACUGGCGUCGUACCGCACAGGGUGGGUGGGGUGAGGCGUGGGCAGGCGCCGGUAGUGUGGGGGGGCAGGUGGAAGAGAUGGAAGGAGGGAUGAGAGAGCACGGGCGACGAAUGGCGUCGAGGGCAGCCCCUCGUCUUUUUGUGCUCACGUCCCUUCCUCUCCGCACCUCUCAGGUUCGGCCAAGCAUCAUGCAUAUUGCGCCUAAUCCCGCCCACCCCGCUGACCGCGUUGACCGCAUUGACCGCAUGGAGCAGGUGUCGUCGGUGGAGCAGGACCUACCCGACGACCCCCUGCGGGCGAAAUACAUCCAAGGCACGCUCGUGCCCGACGCGCUCAGCUACCUGAGUCGGCUGCUGUCCGUGCGCGUGCUGCCGCCCGACCCGCUGUUGCUGCCCGUGGCGUGCGCCGCGUUCACCGCGCUCUCCAACGGCUCCUCCGCCUGCACGCAGCUCGCGCCCAUGUGCGACGCCGAGGUGGACAUCGACGUGGACCCGUCCCUGCUGGCGGCGCAUUCGCUCUGCCAAUCAGAGGACCCCGCCACGUGUGGGGAAGUGGCAGCUGGGACAGGCACACCUGGUGCUGACGUCAUCCUGUUCCUCUCAGCCAAGCAAACGGCGACGUGCGGCAGCACGACAGCGGCGGCCCACGCGUCGCACUGCGCGGUGGACCCCGCGUCGAACCGCCCUCUCGCCGCGUCGCUCAACCUCUGCCCGCUGGCUUGGCGCGCCGUGGGGCAGCACUCGCCGUCGUACGACUCGCAGGUACCGCCGGGGGAGAAGAAUGCGCAGGGUGCUCGGCGCGUGCACGUGGUGCUGCACCAGCUCACGCACGCGCUCGCCUUCAGCUCCGCGCUCUUCCCGCUCUUCAAGGACGUGCGAGGCCAGCCGUACGCGCAGGUGGUGGCGACGGUGCGGCAGGCGGACGGCAGCAACGUGUCGAAGAUCGUCACGCCCGCCGUGGUCGCCGCGGCGCAGCGCCACUUCGACUGCCCCGCGCUCGACGGCGCCGAGCUGCACUCCGCCCCGCCCUCCGUCUCCGCGCCCGCCUCCUCCCCCGCCUCCGCGCCUCCUGCGGAAGCGAACAGCACGGAGUGGGGGUCACUGGUGGUGUCAGCGCAGCCGGAGGAAGCGCUGACGGGGGGAGUGGCGCUGGACGGAGUUGGGGGGGGCGAGGGCGGGGAGGUGGUGAGCAGCCAUUGGAGCGUGCUGCGCUUCGAGCACGAGUACAUGGUGAGGUGGGAAGCAGGGAGAGAGAGCGAGAAGAGGGCAAUGGCAGCGAGCAGCCAAUACGCCCCUACUGGACGGGGUGCCGGUGGUAUCGGAGCUAACACUAGCGCUAUUCCAGGACAGCGGGUGCCGCUGACAUGCUCCUCCGACUUCCUCUCUGUCGCCACCUGUGACUCGGGCUGCGGCCCUUCCUCUUCUUCUUCCUCCUCCUCCCCCGCGACCUGCCUCUUUGGCACGUGCAAGCACAAGACCAGUGUGGAGUCGCAGCGCUGCCAGGCGCCACGUGGAGCGGAGGAGAGCCGGUCAGCGGAGGUGCAGCAGCUGGGCAUGGCGUACGGCCCGGCGUCACGCUGCUUCCUGCACGGUCCGCAGUUCUUCGACUAUGCCUUUGGUGCCGGCGCCACCCCGCCCCCCGGCGCCGGCUGCUACCCCAUGCGCUGCGUCCCCUCCGCCUCCGCCUCCCGUGACUCCCGCUCCGCUGAAUCCGCUGAUGACCCCCCCACUGCUCCCGCCCUGGAUCCCUCGGCUGGCGCCAACGGCAACGGCAGUGCUGCCGUCGCCCCCAAGGCGCAGGGCGGCAGCGCGCUCUCGCUGCCCGCCCCUUCCUCCACCCCCAAGCGGCAGCUGCGGGGCAAGGGCAAGGGGAAGGGCAAAAAGGGGGGGCGGGGGAAGAGGGGGGGCGGGGGGAUGGUGGUGGAGGUGCGCGUGGGCGCGCAGUGGUACGCGUGCCCCUCAGGCCGCAUGGUGGCGCUGGACCAGGGCGGAGGGGACUUCCACGGGGGCUCCAUCGGCCCCUGCCCUGACAACCGCCGCAUGUGCCUCUCCGCCUCCUGCCCCAACGACUGCUCGGGGAAAGGUAUAUGCUACAACAGCACGUGCUACUGCCUGCCCGGCUAUGCUGCCGCUGACUGCAGCCAGCCCCUCGCUCUGCCCCAUCUCCCGUUCUCCCCCCCGACAAUCCCCCUUCAGGUGGCGUGUUCACCGCUCGCCCUCACACCCGCCUCCACCUGCCGCGCGCCUGCCUCCUGCGACCACGCCUCGGGUCUCUGCCUCCUGCCCUCCGGCCGCCCCUCCCCCCUCCCCCUCGCCGCCGCGCCCCCCUACACUCCCCCGCCGCCCCCCUCCCCGCCUGCUCCACCUAUCUUCCCCCCGCCCGGCGCCCCACCCGCCCCUGGAAGCACCGCCAACAGCAGCACCGGCAGCAACAGCAGCGGCAGCAGCAACGGCACCAUAGGCAUAGGGGGAGAGGCGCCGCAGCACGGGGUGCUGGUGCGCAGCGUGGUGGUGCUGGGGGGCGCCAACAUCAGCGCCAUCCGCGAGGGCGCGCGCCUGCAGGAGUUCCAGGCGCAGUUCCAAGCGCAGAUGAGCGCAGCGGCGCGCGCGACGGGGUACGAGGGGCAGGUGGAGGUGGCGAUCGACGCCAUCUAUGCCGGCAGCAUCCUCGUGCACUCCACCGUCAACUUCUUCCAAGCCACCAGCUUCAACAUGCCUGGCGUGCUGCUGCACAACCUCAUCACGUCCCCAGCGAUGAUAUUCGCAGCAUCAUCCUACUUCCUGGCGCUGCCCUCCGGGCGCAUCUCGUCCUUCAACUGCUCCAUGGCCGCCGCGCCCGCCUCCAACAGCGCGCCCCAGGGCGCCGAGGGGCCGCCCCUGGGCAUCUCGUACGGCGCGUGGGCCGCCAUGGCUGCCGCCAUCCUCGUGGCUGGCGUCGCCAUCUGCACCCAUCAAGAAGGCGACGCGAGGCGCUACUCUACGCACAGUAAGUGUCGCAUCACCCUCACAGCCUUCCUCUUCCUGCCCGCCCUCACAGCCUUCCUCUUCCUGCCCGCGCUCACUGCUCAACCCGCUUCCGUCCACCCUUCCUCCCCGCCUGCCUCUCAUUCCCUCCUGCCUCUGUGUGUUCCCUUCCGCGUGCCCCAACCAUCCCUCCCCCUUGCGAGCAGCGGGUACGACGCGACAGGGGCGCCGUGGUACAUGGAGGGGGAGGAGUACGAGGACGACAUGGAGGCGGACCUCGACCUUGAUCUCGACCCCCUCGAGGCCUACGCGCAGGUACGCUUCCUCUCCUCUCCCACCCCCCCAACCCUGCUCACGCCAUGGGCCUCAUGGGCGCUUGCCGCAUGUGUGUUGGGUGUGCGCACAUCAUGCCACACCCGCAUGCCCCUCCCUCCCUCCCUCGCUCAUCACCCAUCUUCCCCUUUCCCUCCACGUCCUUCGUUCCUCCCCCACUCGCCCCGCCAACAGCUGGUGGCGGAGGCACAGCAGCACCAGGGGGGCGACAUGGGAGGAAUGGGCGGCAUGGGGGGGAUGGGCGGGAUGGGGGAGGAGGGCAUGCAGGGGGGCAUGGCGCAGCUGUCAUCCCUGCCGUCAUCGCUGCAUGCAGCAGCCUUCAUGGCUGCAGCAGCAGGGGGUGGCGCAGCACCCCCUCCAGGACCCUCCCCCCCUCUCCUCCCCGCCAGUGAGCGCCUCCCUGCGCCCUCUCGCCCUCUCUUCGCCCUCCCGUCCUUCUCAUCGCGCCGCCACCCCUCCGCCUUCAAGCCCUCGCGUGCCAUCUCAGGCCCCAUCCUCUUCCACGCACCCACCAACAGCACCUUUGGAAGCGGUUCCGCCAUGCCCCGCCCCCCCUCUGGCCCGCUGCUCCCCCCUUCCUCUGCCGCCAGGGAGACCGCCAGGCUUGGGGGGGGCGGUCAGGGGGACGACGACGCGGAGGGGCAGGAGGGGUGUGAGGGGAAGGGCGCAGGGGGGGGCGUGGAGGAAGGGGAGGAGGCGUGGGCGAGGGCGGCGUUGAGGCGGCUGGUGCGGUCGGUGUCGGGGCCGCUGGCAGUCAUCUGGGCGUCCGACCCGCGCCCCCCCGCGCCCGCCACGCCGCACCACCCCCACCCCUACCACCCGCACCGCCUCUCUGGCCGCCUGCGCAUGGGCGGCGCCUCCGGGCGGCUGUCUGGGCGGCUGUCCGGGCGGCUGGUGGCAGGGCGGCCAGCGGGCGGGCCGAGGCGGUCGGGGGAGCUGAGGCGAUCGGGGGAGCUGGCAGAGGGGGCGGGCGCGCGGGCAGGGGGGAGGCGGUUCCCCUCAGGCGAGCUGGGCGCGGGGAUGGGCGCAGGGGGAAGGCAGAGGGGGAUGUCAGGGCCAAUCGAUGCCAUGGGGCGGCCUGCAGGGGCAGAGUUCAUGGGCGUGGGCACGGGCGUGGGCAGGCAUGCUGGGGGGCUGGGUGGGGGCACAUUGCCCCUGUCCCUCGCUGCAGGCAGCUACGCUGGCAGUUAUGGAGGGAGCUACGGGGGGAGCCAUGGGGGCAGUCACGGGGGCAGCAACGCAGGCAGCCAGCCCGGCACACAGCCACAGUCACCGUCCAACCGAGGGGGGGCAGGGCGGCGGGCAGGGGGUGAGCAGGAGGCGGAGGGCAGUGCGGCAGUGGGGUCGCUGAGUGGGAUAGAGCCGUCGCUGCUGCACCAGAUGCACCUGCACGGCAUGCACCUCCCCCACCACCUCCCCAUCCACGCGUCCGCCUCGCAGCCCUCCAUGGCCGCCCACGGGCAUCCCUCACCACAGCCGGGGGCACAGGGCGCAGCAGCGGCAGCAGGAGGGGAGGGCGGGGCGGCGCGCAUGGUGCGGGUGGGCUCUGCGGAUUCCGCUGCUGCUGCUGCUGCCGCCGCUGCAGGGGGGCCAGGGGGUCUACCGCGGGCGAGCAGUGGGGGGCUGCCGGGCACGGGGGGCUCCACGCCCACUCUCAGGCGCGGCCUCUCUGUGUCUCCCUCCCACCGCGCUGCUCUUGUCGCCGCCCUCGCUGCUGCUGCAGGUCAGCCCACUGCCCCACCGUCUCUGUCGUUGCACAACGCUGACCCACAGUACCCCGUGGAGGACAGCGGUGCCGACUACGCCCCCACGCCCUCCAUGCUGCGCUCCCGGAGCAUCCGUGUGGGUCGCUCGGGCCACCUCACUGCCUCAGGUCAGCUCAACCCUUCCGGGCAGCUCAGGGCCUCCGGGCAGCUGCGAACGUCUGGGCAGCUGCGGCGGCUGGCGUCAGGGCAGCUGCAGGUGCCGGAUCACCUGAACCUGAACAGCACCACCACUGCCUAUCCCACGGGCCACACCAAUGGUGGCACCAACGCCAGUGGCAGCGGCGCAUGGUCAUACUCUGCCAUGGGCCCGCCUGCCCAUGCUGCCCCCUCUGGCUCCACCGACACCACCGCUGCUGCAGGGGCGGGGGGAGGCGAGCAUCAUGUGCGCAUGUCCGGGCAGUUGGUGGGUGGGGGGGCUGCCGAGGGCGGUGGUUCGGGCAUCGCAGGGUCGGGCAUAAGUUCGGGGAUAGGUUCGGGGAUUGCAGGGUCGGGCAUGCUGUCGGCAUCAGGGUCGGCGUGGGGGCAGAUGCCGCACUUUGCUCAGCUGAACCGGUCGGGGCAGCUGAGAAUACUCAAGCAGCUGGGCACUCAUGGGGCAGGCACUCCUCCCAUGGCCAUGCAUGGCCACGGGCAGGGGCAGGGGCAACACGGGCAUCAUGGGCAGGCAAGGCAAUCGUCCCCCCGUGCUGCUUCCCCACAAGCCGGCAGCCAUCCAGGCCAGUCAUUCCAGCAGUCAAUGCAGUCAAGCCAGUCAAUGCAGCAGGCAAGGCGGGCAGUGUCCGGGGUUGUGCGCUUCUCCAACCCGCUGGCUGCCGCCCACCACACCGCCUCCUCCGGGCAGCUCAACGCGCCCCAGCGCGGCGCCAACCAAUGGCUGCGCAGAGCCCGCUCCAAUGUGGGGCUGUCCGGGCAGGUUGAAAUGUCGGGCAGGGUGGCGCAAUCAGCGCAGAUGGUGAGAGUGCCCAGCAACGGGGAGUACUCUGUUGCCCAGGUUACCCCAUCCGGGCAGCUGAGAAGAAAUCUCUCUUCUUUCGCAACUUCGGGGCAGCUUCGGAACCCGUCAGGUCCGUUCGCCCAGUGGGGACGGGGGGGAUCGGGGCGGCGGGAGGAGCUGGCAGAGGCAGCAGAGAUGGCGGCAGAGCAGGCAGAGAUGGCUGAUUUCUACACCCGCAUGCGCAAUAAGGCCACUUCCGGGCCCAUCUACUUUGGAUGA
Molecule: messenger RNA, 6975 nt
Organism: Closterium sp. Naga37s-1
Lineage: Eukaryota; Viridiplantae; Streptophyta; Zygnematophyceae; Desmidiales; Closteriaceae
Source: the annotation of a GenBank genome assembly